This is a messenger RNA of Cuscuta europaea, 1429 nucleotides long. The record is from the annotation of a GenBank genome assembly. Lineage: Eukaryota; Viridiplantae; Streptophyta; Magnoliopsida; Solanales; Convolvulaceae.
CAGCGGCCGACAUAUUCGAUCUGGGUCGCGCUCUCAUUCAACGAGAAUCGCUAAAUACUUGCAGUUUUAGAUUGCGUAGCUGACAAAGUGACGUGCAAUCGAGCUCUUCCCUUCCAUGACCUGAUGACCACACAAACGGAACGGGAAGAAGAAGACGCCCGGGCUAUUCGAUUUAGGGCUACUUCUGUAGUUCUCUAAAUACGGGUCUAGCUUUGCUGUAGGGGGCGCCAUGGAUUCCCCCGGUUCAUUUCAGUUCGAUAUCUUUGAUAUCUACAGGCGGUAUUCUGAAAUCAAGGUUGGGGUAUGUGCUAAUGCGAAUCCAGAUGUUGGGCAUCAUAAAGCUAGAUGCUUAAAAGAGGGACUCUCCCAACUCAUGGAAUUGGUUAAGGAGGCAAGAGCAGUGCAUACAAGAAUUUCAUUGAUGGAAGAGCUUUACAAGCUUAUGUCACAAUUAGAUUUGAAGGAAGACUUUUCUGAAUUUUCCCGAUUCUAUGAUUUUGUGUUCUUCUUAUGCCGAGAAAAUGGUCAAAAGAACAUUACUGUAAGAAAGGCUGUUAUGGCCUGGAGACUAGUUUUAGAUGGAAGGUUUCGACUACUUCACCAGUGGUGUGACUUUGUUGAGAGAAAUCAGCGACAUAACAUAUCGGAGGAUACCUGGCGCCAAGUUUUAGCUUUCAGUCGCUGUGUGCACGAAAAUCUUGAAGGAUAUGAUCCUGAAGGAGCAUGGCCUGUCUUGAUUGAUGACUUUGCUGAGCACAUGUAUAGGAUUGGUGGAUCUAAAGGUUCUAACCAAUUAGUCUGCACUUGUGGUGAUUCAGAAGCUCAUAGAUCUGAUGAACAAUCUCUGCGUGGGUUGAAACUUUGUCCUGGUUUCAAGAGGAAGUCAUGUGAUGACUUGCUAAUGAUAGAACAUGGAAAGUAUAGUAAUCUGAACAACGGGGAAGGUAAUCCAACGCCAACAUGUGCUCAUGAUUGUGUGGAUAUAGUAAAAUAUAACAAUGGGCACUUAAAAUCUCCAUGUGCUGUUGAGGGGUCUCUCUCGAAGGGCUUUGCGGGGCUCUUCUCGAACGGGUCUUGUUUGCAAUUUGAGAAGAAAAGCAGAGUUUCCUAUACCUGAGGAAUAUUUAAUAUGCAGUAAUUGCCUUCCGCAGGGAAAGCAGUUUUCUACUCAUAUUUGUCCUUGGGUUUGUCAGGGAAAGUAAGGUUUACUAGUACUUGUUCUCCAUUUGGUUUUUGUGGUAGUAUAUUGUUAGAUUUGUUUGUAUGUAUGGAAUUAACAAGAGGGUGAAUAAAUGGUGAUCAGUCAUCAGUACAUUUGAGGAAAAAAUGUUUCUUUACAAAGCAUAUACCAUCACUAACAGCUUAUAGUGAGCUAAUAAUGCUCACAAUUAAACAAAACAGUGUAAUACCAUGUUUUUUAUUAUUCCUC